AUGAAACUCAUCAUCGCCGGCUCAACAGGUUUCGUCGCCACAGAAAUCAUCAAACAAGCCCUUUCCAACCCAGACGUCACAUCCAUUAUAGCACUUGCUCGUCGCGAAAUAUCUGUACCCCAAAUCCUGGAUGAUAAUGCUGAUAUCACCAAAAUCAAAGCUGUCACUUGUGAUGAUUUUUCAAAUUAUUCGGAGAGUGCGAGGAGGGAACUUGAGGGUACUGAUGCUUGUAUUUGGCUCAUAGCAAUAACUCCCUCUAAAAUGAAAGAUUCAGCAUUAGAUGAAGCGAGAAAAUCUGUGUUUAUCUAUGUUAGUGGACAUAAAAGUGAGAGAGAUCAGAGUAGACAGUCUUGGGUUAUGGGGCAUUAUCUUUUGAUGCGGGGCGAAGCUGAAUCUCGUGUCAUCGAGUUUGCUCAAGUCUCAAAUGGAAUGGUGGAAGUAUGUAUAGCGAAACCGGGACUGAUAGAUGGACCGGAUCAUCGGCAAGGGUGGGUGGGUAGUGUGUUAUCGACAAUUGGGAGAAGUCUGAUUGGGCUUCCGAAAGUGGACGUUGGCCAGAUUGCGGCGACUUUGUUGGAACAGGCAGUCAAGGGGAUUGAGAAAGAGACUUUGUCGAAUGAGGAUUUAGUUAGGAUUGGGGAUAAGGUGCUGAGUGGUUAG
This is a messenger RNA of Botrytis porri, 660 nucleotides long. RefSeq lists its product as uncharacterized. The record is from RefSeq and is a predicted model, not a curated record. The coding region runs from base 1 to 660 and encodes 219 amino acids. The transcript has 4 exons. NCBI's taxonomy places the organism in Eukaryota, Fungi, Ascomycota, Leotiomycetes, Helotiales, Sclerotiniaceae.